AUGGUAGGAUUUAGAGAGCAAUCUCAGAGGAACUUGGCGGGCAGUAGUAAUCAGAACCGCUUGCCUGUUGAGCCUUUGCUGGGCCCCUGCCUGAGUCAGGGCGCGGCACGCACUGCCACAGUUUUGCUUACGCCUCACCUCCACUGCAUGAGAGAGAGCCUCCACUCGCCACUGCCCUCCCACCACACCACCAUGGAUGAUGCCCCGCUGCCAGUGCCCCCGGUCCCCGCCCCGGCCCCGGCCCCAGCACCUCCCGCUGCUGCUGCUCCCCGGGUCCCAUUUCACUGCAGUGAGUGUGGCAAGAGCUUCCGCUACCGCUCGGACCUUCGGCGCCACUUCGCCCGGCACACUGCACUCAAACCCCACGCGUGUCCGCGCUGUGGCAAGGGCUUCAAACACAGCUUCAACCUGGCCAACCACCUGCGUUCGCACACCGGCGAGCGGCCCUACCGCUGCUCUGCCUGCCCUAAAGGGUUCCGAGACUCCACCGGCCUGCUGCACCACCAGGUCGUCCACACUGGUGAGAAACCCUACUGCUGCCUGGUCUGCGAGCUGCGCUUCUCCUCACGCUCCAGCUUGGGCCGCCACCUCAAGCGCCAGCACCGUGGGGUGCUCCCGUCUCCACUGCAGCCCGGCCCAGGCCUGCCCGCCCUGAGCGCGCCCUGCUCCGUCUGCUGCAACGUGGGCCCCUGCUCGGUGUGCGGGGGUGCGGGAGCUGCUGGCGGAGAGGGCCCAGAGGCGGCGGGCGCGGGCCCGGGCAGCUGGGGGCUGGCGGAGGCCGCGGCCGCGGCCGCCGCCUCACUGCCCCCUGCCGCGCUGGCCAGCCACCUGGAGGCCCACUCGGGGCCCGCCACCUACGGCUGCGGCCACUGCGGGGCCCUGUACGCGGCCCUGGCGGCCCUAGAAGAGCACCGGCGGGCCAGCCACGGCGAGGGUGGAGGGGCGGAGGCGACGCCCGCGGCCCCGGAGGGGGAGCCGGCGGCCGGGGAGGCCGCGUCCGGCUCGGGCCGGGGCAAGAAGAUCUUCGGCUGCUCCGAGUGCGAGAAGCUGUUCCGCUCGCCGCGCGACCUGGAGCGGCACGUGCUGGUGCACACGGGCGAGAAGCCGUUCCCGUGCCUCGAGUGCGGCAAGUUCUUCCGCCACGAGUGCUACCUCAAGCGCCACCGGCUGCUGCAUGGCACCGAGCGGCCCUUUCCCUGCCACAUUUGCGGCAAGGGCUUCAUCACGCUCAGCAACCUCUCUCGGCACCUGAAGCUGCACCGGGGCAUGGACUGA
Puma concolor (puma) is the source of this 1275-nucleotide messenger RNA. NCBI's taxonomy places the organism in Eukaryota, Metazoa, Chordata, Mammalia, Carnivora, Felidae. The record is from RefSeq and is a predicted model, not a curated record.